UCAAAUCAACAGUUGGUGUUUUGUUUCUUAUGGGUUGCCUGUGCUGCUUACAGCGCGCAGAUAUAUAUAUCAUUUAUAUAUCAAUCAAUUUCAAGUGGCCAGUUGUCAAUUGCCUAUACGUAGAGAGAUUUACAACUGUAUUCAAGAAAAAGAAUAAAGUUUCCGUUACAUCGUCAUACAAGGAGUAGAUGAACCACGAUAUGUCUAAGAUCAAAAUUGUGAUCUGGGAUUGGACAGUGCGCCAUCGGGGAAUAGACCUCUGGUGUCAUCAUUUACUUCCGCUUUUAUUCUUGGAGACAAGCGAGCAAUUCAAUUGCGUAGUUUGGUGGGAAGUGGCGGAUUCAUCGCACAAUUACAAGCACAAAAUGUCUGGAUUGAGCAUCGGUUUAUCAACUUUUAACAGCUGUAACAAAGCUGGAUCCAUUCCCCAUUUCACCCAACAUCUUACCCUUCAUCCAAACGAUUAUCGGGCUUUAACAUGGCGGGGAAGAGCUUUAAGCAUCGUAGGAAAAGCAGCAGAAGCAAAAGCGGAUUUCCAGAAAGCCUGUCGUGUAAGCGAUGGUCCAAAGAAACUUCUUGCUCAAGCACAUUUAAUGAACAUCGAUGGAAAUAUGCAACAGAAAGUUGCCAUUCUCCAAAAUACCACAAGGCAAUACCCAAAUUGUUCUGAAGCUUGGCAUGAUCUUGGUAGCCAUACUUAUCAAUUCGAGGGCACAAUUGAUCCUGCUUUUCAAUUCCUGGGAAGAGCAAAUCGGCUCGCUACGAUAAAUUCUGAGACUGAGGAUCCAUGGUACCCUUGGUGCAAUCAAACGAUUGGCGACAUUUACUUCCACGAAAAACGACAAGUAAAUGACGCAAGGGAGCAUUACGCAACGGCUGUCCAGUCAAGCAACACCCUAACAGUCGGUCAUCUUGGGCUAAGCAGAUGCGAGAUAUUAAACAAUAACCUUGCAAGAGCCGAGACGAGUUUCUUGACUGCAAAGCGUCUAAACCCAGUGCUAGUAACAUGGGAAAGUUUUGAUGAGUUCCGUCAACAAUUCAUGGCACAACACGCUGUAGCAGGUAUUGCUUUUCUGGUCUCUGAAUUUUCAAAAGUAUUAACCAACUUUACGACUGAUGACCAACAGUACUCAGCUAAUGGUGGAAACACUCGAUCCCAGAGUGGUUAUCAAGGUGGAGGAUCCGGAGGAAGGGGAAACGGAGGAUCGGGUGAUGGAAGUGGCAGUGAUGACGAAGACAUGACUCCAGAGAAUCUUCGUGAAAGAGAAUGGACCAGGAUAAAGAAAGAAGCUCCAAGUGCGAAAAAGUAUCGUGGCAAAAAAUUUUAUCAGUCAAAAUGCAAACGCUAUUGGUACUCCAAAAUUGCACCAGCCGAGAGACACGGAACAGAAGUAAAAUCAUUUUUGAAGAAAUACGCCGACAAAGGAAGAACCAUUGAGCUGAUGUGUUCAAUUGACGAAAACAUGGAUGAAAUGCAUGGGAAGCACGAAUCAGGAAAAUACGCUGUCAUCAAGAAAAGUGAUAUGGAUGGAAUGUCAUAGAUCUAGGAUAUUAUAAGACUUUUUUUUUCUUCUUUGACUAACAUGUGUUUCAAAUGAUGCUACGAUUUAAUUAAUUAAUCCAUGUGUAUCAAGAAACAUUCAAAUAUUGUCUCCACGCAAGAAUCAUGCACUUUACACUAACUUGUUAUGCAGACGAUAUCUCAAUCUUGUUCGUCAUGACAUGUUUGAUAUAUCAGCUAUAAGCAUGCAUAUCGCAGUUAAUUAUUGCAAGCUUGUUUUCUUAUCUUUUAAGUUGUAGUUAGGACACAGGCAACCCAAGCAAUAAUGUAUUUGUCGUCUGUAUCAGUGAUAGCAUUUACAGUAAAUGUAUGGGACGUACGAAAAAAUGUAAUUUGUUUUUUGUUUUAUCAAUAAAUUUGAAUAAACCUUGCAAUGUUUUAAA
Molecule: messenger RNA, 1944 nt
Organism: Actinia tenebrosa (Australian red waratah sea anemone)
Lineage: Eukaryota; Metazoa; Cnidaria; Anthozoa; Actiniaria; Actiniidae
Molecular function (GO): protein binding
Source: RefSeq, a predicted model, not a curated record